AUGAAAUAUAUAGUGUUUAUUUUAUUUUAGCUUAUCUUAUUUAGUUUAUCUGAAGUAGUAGUAAAACCUAGAAUUUAAUGUACAUUUUAAGAUUGUGAGGGUGAUGAUUUUUGUUAUUAAGGUUAUUGUACACCUUGUGAAAUUCCUAGAAAUUUAUGUAUUUUUAUAUUAUUUAUAUUAAGGGUUUCAAAGAAAACCAGAAUGGGGAACCAAAGUUGGUGAAGCUAUACAAGUACCUGCCUAUUCUAAUUUUGGAGAUGCUAAUGUAUUAGAUACAAAUAAAGAUGAAUAUUUGUAAGACUCAAAAAUCAAUUUUGGAGAAGAAAUUUAUGUUGGAUAAAAGUAAGAAUAUUUUAUUUAUUAAAGUUAUUAAUGUGUAUAAUUUGCCAGACGAUUUUGGAUCUAAAAUUAUAAUACAACAUUUGGAUCUGUUAAUUAUGCUGAAUAAAUAUUUAAUCUUUAAGAAGCAUAUAAUUUUGAUACUAAAAAAACCUUAUAAAUGAUGAAAUUUCAAAAUGGAGAUAUCCAUACUCCAAAAUUUGGUGAUUUAUUGAUUUGGUAAAAAGAUGAAGGUGAAUUUCCUUAUGGACAUGUUGCUGUUGUUAUUGCUGUUGAAAUUGAAUCCAAAUAUCCUCAUGUUUUGAUAGCAGAAUAAAAUUAUGAUUAAUCAUGGGAUGCAAGAAGUUUUUCAAGAGCAUUAAAACUUACUUAAGGAAAAAAUAAAGAAAUAAUAAUAUCCAACAAUAGAUAAAUAUUCCCAACAAAAGAGGAUUGGAAAUGUAGAGAUACUGAAAUUACAUCUUAAGGUGUCAUUUUAGGUUGGGUUCGUUUGAAUAUUUAAUGA
Messenger RNA from Paramecium primaurelia, 844 nucleotides. NCBI's taxonomy places the organism in Eukaryota, Ciliophora, Oligohymenophorea, Peniculida, Parameciidae. The record is from the annotation of a GenBank genome assembly.